AUUUAUGUUUCUUAUGGAUCACAGUUUGUAUGUAACUCGUUGCGAUUUAUAUUUUGAAUUCGUGGGAAAGAUAAGAAGGUGAAGAAUUGCAAGCAUGAGUUAUAGGAUUCCCCUCAGUCAAAUACUUUAAUUGCAAAAUGAAUAGGGUUGUUUACAUGAUCAAUUACAUAGACACACAAAACUCUGUAAGAGGUGGAGUCCUAUUAUUGUAUGAGGUAGGGACUCGUAUUAGGGGGUAUCAAUUUUGUUUGUGUGUCCAAACAUGGGUUUAAGCCCUAUCCUAUCAUGCUGUCAUAAAUCCAAAGCUCUCUUCUUAUUGCCGUGUGCUCACUUUAAUUUUGUCUCUUGAUUCCUCUUUGAUUUAUUCUAUCUUCUGUUGUGCGGAAAUCACUUCCCUCAAAAUAAAGGGAGGGAGGAGCAUUUUUCUUGUCAUGCACCUUUUGGUUUGUACUUUUUUUUUUUGUCAGAUGGUUUGUACUAACAAGUAAGAAAAGAAGCGAUUCUUGACUUUGGACAAGAUGAUGGCAUGGGGGUCCUCCCAUCUCUCUAAUCUCCUAUAUGGAUGCAGAUGGGAAGUACCUUCCUGCACACGGCAAACCCUUUCCCCAAUCUGUUGUCCAGAUGAUAAGGAAAUGAGCUCCAUUUCCUUUUAUUCAAAACUAACGAUAAGUAGAAUUCGGUCUUGUAGCUCUAGUGAUUAAGAGUAUUUAUCUUCACAUAUAAUGCUAGAGUAACGAAUCUCCUCCGUAAAAUAGAAAUAUUUUUAUAUCAAUUAGAAAGUGUCGUUCUUCAUGAUUGAUGAAAGAAACAUGGAAGGCUUUGGAUUAUAUAGCAAUGCACGAAGAAUGUUGGAUAUCUAUGAUUGUUGGCAUGGCAUCACCAACUUAUUAUUGACAAUGUAAUGAUUAUAUUCUUUAGAAACUAAUUACCAAUCCUUUUCUAUUGUAUGAAUCAAAUUGAUUAUACAUAUACGUAAUUAAUAAAAUUUCAAAGAUAGGCGACUGGAGGUCAUUCUAUCAGAGAGUUAGUCUUCUCUAAUCGCUCUGAUCGGGAAGGAAGUAGCUAAUUUUGUAGUUGAUGGCUAAUUCUCGGGUCCUAGUUUCUUUUUGAUAGUCUUAUGCUAGUUUGGAGGGUAAGCCUUAUGUGUAACUCAACUCGCCUAAUCUAUUAUUAUCCUUCUACAUGUACGUAAAUCUCAAAAUUCAAACUCAUCCAAUGGUAAUAAAUACAGUGGUGAGGAUUAUCACUAUUUGAAGGUGGUGAUCGAAAAUGCACCUCACAUUUUCAAGUUGGCGAAGGUGGCGAACACUGCACUUGGUCACGCAGCAUUCAAGUGGGGGGAUUCUAACACCUCAUAUUAUGCUGGUGUGUGUCGAGUGUUUUCCUGGGUCGUGUCCUUACACACACGUAUAUAUACAUCUAUAUAAGCUUUUCCAUAUGUACAACCCUUUACCAAAGAAUGACUUUUAUGAGCAGCAAGGAAUAACCAUCAGUUUAAGUUAUGAAUCAAUCUGCAAAAUAUGCGCAUUAUUCAUAACAUUACUAGCUGCCUAGUGAGCGUGAUAAAUUGUGACUAGUACUUGUGGAAGAAUAUAUAUAUAUAUAAUAUAUAUAUAUUUAGAGAGAGAGAGAGAGAGAGAGAGAGAGAGAGAGAGAGAGAGAGAGUAGAGAAAGAGAGUGAUCUAGAAUCUAGAGAUGAAACCUCCUCUCAGCAACAAGAGGCCAAAUUCUUUGUUGUCGUCGUCUUCCUAUUCAGUUUUGCUUCUAGCUUUUGUGGUGCCAUUUUUUGUGAUAUCAGUGCUGGUUUGCAGUUUGGGCGUCACGAGUUCGCUUUCGUGGUCAUGGAGAUUCGGCAACGUAUUGGAGACUGAAGACUAUUCUUCUUCUUCAUCAGCUUUCUCUGCAACUGCAACACCACCAAGGCCUCCUCAAGUUCUUGAAGCCGCUAAACAAGGUCAUAACAUCACUUCUUCCUCAAAACCAAAUGAAACAGUUGUCCCUCGUCAAAAUAUCGGAGAAAAACAAGGGAUGGUGUGGAUUAAUGGUACAGAAUCUGAUGAAAUUAAUGGGACAUCGGCUAUAAUAACUGGUACAUCAAUAAAGAGAUAUAGCAGGUUGGAGAAACUUGAAGCAAAUUUGGCCGGAGUCCGGGCUUCCAUAAGAGAAGCUGCUCGAGUCCGAAAUCUAACUUCUAGCCAUGAAGAUCCAGACUAUGUUCCUCGUGGACCAAUUUACAGGAAUGCAAAUGCUUUUCACAGGAGUUACUUGAAGAUGGAAAAGCAUUUCAAGAUAUAUGUAUACGAAGAAGGAGAGCCACCGAUAUUUCACAACGGUCCAUGCAAAAGCAUAUAUUCGACAGAAGGGAGAUUUAUUCAUGAAAUGGAAAUGGAGAAUAUUUACAGAACAAGAGAUCCAGAUCAGGCCCUCGUUUAUUUUCUUCCCUUCAGCGUGGUGAUGCUGGUGCAGUACCUGUACGUGGCCGACUCCCACGACACUCAGCCCAUCGGGCGAGCUGUCGUCGACUAUGUCAAUGUCAUUUCGGAUAAGCAUCCCUUUUGGAAUCGAAGUCUUGGUGCUGAUCACUUUAUGCUUUCUUGUCAUGAUUGGGGGCCGAGCACAUCUGCAUAUGUUCCUCAUUUAUACCAAAACUCCAUAAGAGUGCUAUGCAACGCAAACACAUCCGAAGGAUUCAACCCUUCAAAAGAUGUCUCAUUUCCAGAAAUCCAUCUCCGAACGGGGGAAACCAAAGGACUUCUCGGUGGUCUCUCCCCAUCCCGAAGGUCGAUUCUUUCCUUCUUCGCAGGCCGGCUUCAUGGCCACAUAAGGUACCUGCUUCUAAACGAAUGGAAAGAAAAAGAUCAAGACGUGCAAGUUUACGACCAACUCCCCAACGGUGUAUCCUAUGAAUCAAUGUUGAAGAAGAGCAGGUUCUGCUUGUGCCCUAGCGGUUACGAAGUGGCAAGUCCGAGAGUGGUGGAAGCCAUAUACGCAGAGUGUGUUCCGGUGUUGAUUUCGGACAGCUAUGUUCCACCGUUCAGCGAUGUUCUGGAGUGGAAGUCGUUUUCUGUGCAAGUGCAAGUGAAGGACAUACCAAACAUCAAAAGGAUACUGAUGGGAAUAUCACAAAGUCAGUACUUGAGAAUGCAGAGGAGAGUGAAGCAGGUGCAGAGGCAUUUUGUGGUGAAUGGACCUUCCAAGAGAUUCGAUGUUUUCCAUAUGAUUGUUCACUCCAUUUGGCUCAGGAGGUUGAAUAUCCGCAUUGAGGAUGAACGAGUUGAGUAGAAUCUUUUUACUUCAGUCCUAUAUAUUACAUGCAUGGUAGUAUGGUACAUGGCAUGGGACCGUAACAAUUUUUCGCUUUUACAACUGGGCAAAGUAGAAUAAAAAUAAUAAAUAUAUAUGAGGGAAUUACCAGA
Molecule: messenger RNA, 3416 nt
Organism: Pyrus x bretschneideri (Chinese white pear)
Lineage: Eukaryota; Viridiplantae; Streptophyta; Magnoliopsida; Rosales; Rosaceae
Product: probable glycosyltransferase At5g03795
Exons: 4
Coding region: 1696-3282 (528 amino acids)
Molecular function (GO): glycosyltransferase activity
Source: RefSeq, a predicted model, not a curated record